UGAUAAUAAAUAAUUCUUGUGCACCAACUACCUGCAUCAGCUACAUCAACAUCAGCAUUCAGCAGCUAGACUCGGUAUUACUUCUAUUACUGCCUAGACAGGCAUUACGUUCUAAUAUAAAUUAUACACGUUCUCGGAAAGUUAAACCUUGUUAUUGAUAAUAUAUUACAUUGUUUUUCAACUUAUAAUUGAAAAGCUUCGAACAUGGCUAAAAUGGAUGUGGUAUCCAUUAUUGGUAGUUAUUAGAAUUCGAGAAUUCGAUAAGUAACCGUUUCUGGAACUGCAUAUUAUGUUUUAAUCUCGAUACUCAUUUUUAGUGUUUGUACUUUAUUAUGUGAAUUAUACGAAUAAUAGCUAUAGCCAAAAUGAAUAGUCAAAAUUUUACAUUAGCUGAAAAUCUCAUACCUUCCUCGUAUGUCCAGCAAGCAGCUAGCGCUUUGAGAACGAGAGAGAACUUGGCUAAAACGUUAAUGGAACAAAGAAAAUGGCCAGAUAAUGGAUGGGACGAUGCAACUAUUGAAAUGUUUCUAUCAAACUUAGCACUUAUGGACAGUAAUAACUUUAAAGAACAUGCUGGGGUUGGUGAACGAGAAGGACGCAUAGCUUGUAAUUUAGUUGCAAAACGACAUUUUCUCAUGACUCAUGGAAUUGGCAGGUCAGAAAAUAUUGCUGAAGUUCAACCUAAUGCCACAGGAUCCAGUUUAAUGAUAAAAUUAGUGAACGCCAUGCUCUUAGAGUCUAUCCGUUUUAUGGGAGUAGCAAGUGCAACUGGUUGUUUUAUGGUUCCAAUGGCUACUGGAAUGAGUUUGAUGUUGUGUAUGUUAACUUUAAAACAAGAUAGGCCUGGAGCCAAAUUUGUACUAUGGUCUAGAAUUGAUCAAAAAUCAUGUUUCAAGUGCAUCAUUACAGCUGGUCUGCAACCAAUAAUCAUUGAUCCUAUACAAUGUGGUGAUGAAUUACAUACAGAUGUACCAGCAAUUGAAGCACAGUUAUCAACACUUGGAUCAGAUAAUAUAGUGUGUGUCCUUAGCACAACUAGUUGUUUUGCCCCAAGAGUAUCAGAUUCACUUGAAAAGGUUGCUUGUCUUUGUCAGAAAUAUAAUGUACCACAUUUAGUCAAUAAUGCUUAUGGUUUACAAUCUACCAGACUGAUGCACUCGAUUCAAGAUGCUUCUAGAAAGGGAAGGAUUGAUGUUUUUGUUCAAAGCACUGAUAAAAACUUUUUAGUUCCUGUUGGAGGUGCUAUUAUUGCUGGAUUUGACAAAACUAUUUUAGAUAAAAUUACUAGAAAUUAUCCAGGAAGAGCAUCUUGUAGUCCUGUUAUGGAUAUCUUCAUAACAUUACUGUCUUUGGGUACUAAUGGUUAUAAAGAAUUAAUAACACAACGUAAAGAAGUACACCAACAUUUACGGAAAGAACUUGGAAAGAUUGCAGCAAAAUAUGGUGAACGUUUAUUGGAUAUACAAAAUAAUCCUAUUUCCAUAGCUAUGACAUUGACAUCAUUAAGUGUUCCAAAUGCGACUGAAACUGAUACAAAAAAAUUAAGUCAGCUAAGCUCAAUGAUGUAUAUGCGCCAUGUUACAGGCUGCAGAGUUAUAUCAUCAGUUGAAGUCAAAGAUAUCUGUGGUUAUAAAUUUGAUGGUUGGGGGGCACAUAAAUCCAACUACCCUUGUCCAUAUAUUACAGCUGGUGCCUCAAUAGGUGUUAAAAAGUCUGAUAUUGAUUUGUUUAUACAAAAAUUGGAUAAAGUUAUCGCUAGGUUAAGAAAAUCACCUCCAUCCAAUCUGGAAACUCCAUCAUCAUCUGAAGGUAAUGAUAACACAUCAAUGCGACGAACUGCAACAGUUGCAUCUAGCUAUCGAAGCACAGUAAAUGGAGUUUACUCUACUGGAGAUGGCAGUACAUCAACUUCACGCACGUCUAGUGUUGAUAAUUUACGUAAACAUUGAUAGUUAUGUUUACAUUCUAGACAUUAUUUAAACUACAUAUUAUGUAUGUUAAUGUUCUAUUUUAGUCAAUUUUUGCUUGUAGAGCAGAAAAGGGAUCUCUGGAGCAGUUAUAUUUUAAAAUAUUCAAUAUUAAAUCCUUAACUCUUAGUAGUUGGUUAUUUUAUACGGUUCAAAUUAUAAAACUAUUAGAUAAUGCCUUUCACCAUGACGUGUUAGGCUUUCUAGUAAAUAUUGUAUGAAAUUAUGUUCAGAUGCCUAUAGACUGAAUGACUCAAUAAUUCUAUUCAUUUAUAAUGAAAAGGAAAGCUUAAGUUUUAAAUUUAAUUAAGAUAAUAUUUUUAAAAACUAAAAAAUCUAGUCAUAGUAUAAAUGGGUAAAACAUUAAUGUUCCUCAUAAAUUGUGUGAGCAAAGAGAAAUUUUUUUCCCUUUAAUGAGUAUUAUGAUUUCUUAUAAAUCUGGAUGAUUUUUAGUUGUACACAUUACUAUUCAAUAAAAAUGUAUUAUCUUAAAAAAUACCUUCUAAUAAAUUAUUGAAAUUAUUAUCAUAGAUAAUUUUGUUUAUUUGGUAUGGGCUAAAUACACAUUGAAUUAACAUUAAACAAGAUAUUGAUACUUGUUUUACUUAAGUACAUUUUUUGCUCGAAUUGUAUUUUAUAAAAAAUUUAAUUAAGAGUUAUUUUUAUUUUUAAGAUCAAUUAUCUUCAUUCAUAUAAAACAGCUUAAAGGUAAUACUAAAAUUGAAUAGAUGCUAGUUGUUGUCUUAAUUACAUUUUUACAUUUUUUUUUUUUUUUUUUACUCGUGUAACACUAAGGCACAGUAGAUUCAAAAUUUAAAUACAUUUAAUACAUGCAUCAAAGGAUCAGAAAUAGAUUUAUGUAUUUUUUAAAUUUAAAUUGCUUUUAUAUAUUUUAAAUUAUAUUGAGGUACUGUAGCUAUUCAAAUUAAGUGCAAUAAAACACUAUUCUGAGGAAUAAUGCUUUGAAGCUUAACUUAUUAGUAAUUGUACUUUAGAAUAAAUUCAUUCCAGAAAUCCCUUAAAAGUAAUCAUAUACUACUCAAAUAUUUUGAAGAGCAAAAUUUAUAGUCCAUUUAUAAAGUAAUAUCAAUGUGUUGUACAAAAAAUUUAAACAUUAAUAAUUAAUAUAAAUUAAAGGUG
Rhopalosiphum padi (bird cherry-oat aphid) is the source of this 3107-nucleotide messenger RNA. RefSeq names its product O-phosphoseryl-tRNA(Sec) selenium transferase. Gene Ontology annotation, molecular function: O-phosphoseryl-tRNA(Sec) selenium transferase activity; tRNA binding. Gene Ontology annotation, biological process: conversion of seryl-tRNAsec to selenocys-tRNAsec; selenocysteine incorporation. The record is from RefSeq and is a predicted model, not a curated record. Lineage: Eukaryota; Metazoa; Arthropoda; Insecta; Hemiptera; Aphididae. The coding region runs from base 366 to 1949 and encodes 527 amino acids. The transcript has 9 exons.